Molecule: messenger RNA, 1050 nt
Organism: Caenorhabditis briggsae
Lineage: Eukaryota; Metazoa; Nematoda; Chromadorea; Rhabditida; Rhabditidae
Exons: 5
Coding region: 1-1050 (349 amino acids)
Biological process (GO): monoatomic cation transport; transmembrane transport
Cellular component (GO): membrane
Molecular function (GO): monoatomic cation transmembrane transporter activity
Source: RefSeq, a predicted model, not a curated record
AUGACUGCGAGAAAACGGAAAAUCGAGGAAAGAGAUAAAAAAGAAGAUGUGAAAAAGAAGAUAUUGUCUCCAGAAGCUCAGAAAAAGAUGAAUGAGUUUUAUGAUCAACAGAACGAGCUGCUCCAGAAGUUUGAACAGGAUCAGGAGACGAUUCAAAAGCCAAUUAAGAAAGCGGAGCUGCCCGGUGCCAAAAUUUUUUCUGUUGAAAAAUGUAUAUUUAAAACAGGCUCCUCAAUUUCCGAGGAAAUAACUUUCAGGCAAAAAUAUUUCCCGGUGGUUGUUGAAAACUGUGCCGCCAAACCUACAUUCGUUGAUUCUUCCAUGGACAUUGCGUGCAGUUUUGUUAUGAAUAUCUGUCUAUCUGCUAUCAGUAAAACGGACGCCUUGAAAUAUCCACGUGGUAGAGAUCGUCUUGAACUGAUCGGAGUGAUUUUGUGUUCUGUGAUCAUGGCUUUUGCGAAUGUCUCAAUGAUAAUGCAAUCUAUAAACUCAAUUGUAAAUGAUACGGUGGAUCCCAAAAUGACAAACGCCACGUUUGCAAUUAUCGCAGUACAAACUGUUCUGAAGGCGAUAAUUAUGUGGAUGUGUUAUAAAAGAGGAUCAACAUCAAGUCUAGUGAUUGCAAUGGAUCUUCGCAAUGACUUAAUCACAAGAAGUUUAGCGCUAGUAUGUGGAUACUUGGGAGACUAUGUAUGGAAGUUCGCUGACCCGAUUGGAGCUAUUUGUGUAUGCACAUGGAUUGCUUAUUCGUGGUGCCGACAUGCUGUGGAUAAUAUUCCACAGUUGGUUGGAAUUUCUGCAGAAAGGGAUCAAAUGGCGAGAAUUCUGAAUAUCACACUGAAGCAUGAUGAGAGGAUAAAAUAUAUCGACCAUUCAAUGAUCUACUAUACAGGACUGAACGCUCAAGUCGAGCUUCACAUAGUUCUUGAUGAAAAAUUACCGUUGAAAAUAACUCAUGACAUAUCUCACGAUCUGGAGAAGAAUAUCCAAAAAUUGGAUUUCGUGGAGCGAUGCUUCGUUCAUGUUGAUUAUAAUUGCGAUGGAGAUUAA